Molecule: messenger RNA, 1247 nt
Organism: Hypomesus transpacificus
Lineage: Eukaryota; Metazoa; Chordata; Actinopteri; Osmeriformes; Osmeridae
Exons: 3
Coding region: 181-1089 (302 amino acids)
Biological process (GO): positive regulation of canonical NF-kappaB signal transduction; positive regulation of cytokine production
Source: RefSeq, a predicted model, not a curated record
GGUUGGUGUCUAAGGUUACAGUUCUACUUACUGGAAAGUGUAUUAUUCAACAUGUUUUAUAUUUACCUGUUUGUUUAUCAGCUUCUUGUAGUGGCUGAAUUCAGAGAAGGAUCCUGUCUUAUUUGUGGAUGGGUGCACUACUGAAACAUCAAACCUGACAAGAGAAUAUCGGUUUUUAUAAUGGAAGAAGAAAGCGUUUACAACUCGUUUCCAGAAUUAAAAGAGUUUGAAAACAAAAUUGGGAGGAAAACGCCAAAUGUAAUUUUGAGAUGGAUGAAGGAUGCUGCGCAUCUCGGAGAGGAGAGUUCGGAAUGCCUUCAAAUAAGAGAAAACGGGACUAGGGGAGAAUGUUUAAAUGACAAGAUCAAUCAUUUGAAAUACGAGAUGGAGUGUCUGCGGGCUGCAGACAUGCAAAUCCUGCGCCAGCUGGUGGUGGUGCAUGAGGGCAUGGAGGCUGUGCGCUGGCUGCUGGAGGAGCAGGGUACCCUGGCCAGCAGCAGCCCAACAGGCAGCCAGUGCAGCCUUGCAGAUUCAGCUCCAGGCAUGUCCCCUGGGGAGGGCCCAAGCCCGACCCUGACGGGCAUCCAGGAUCCAACCAAGCCCAGCAAAGAACCAGAGCAAGAAGCUGACAGGGUCUGCUCCAGCCACAGCUACUUCAACAUGACUACUGACAAGUCCCCCGACAAGAGACCUCCCUCAGACUUGGCUCUCUGCUUCUCUACAGGGGGUUCUGGUCAAAUAUGGUCCAGCACCAGCCCCGGUACCACCACCACCACCACCACCACCCACCCAGUCAAUACCAAACAGCUGUGCCAGCAGGAUCCACUACAAGAGGCCCCACAGGGGGCAGGAUUAGAACGUAAGAGAACGGUCUUCUCUAGGGACACAGGAAGAGGCGUGACAGGAGGGGGCCAGGUCCAGACAGGAGAAACUGGGACGUCUCCCUGCAGCCUCCCUGAGGAGACUCUGAGGACUUCUGCGAGCAGCACGGAGGAGGAGGAACAGAGUGUGCCUGCUUGUGAGAUGCUUUUGGGCUACGAUGCCCAGUGGUGCUGGGUGGAGUCCCAAGAUGAUGUGACAUUUCUCUGAAUAACGGUUACUAUACAGUACCUCUUGUCAAAUACCACAUCCUACAAGAGGAUACUGUGUGAUGCCGUUGGAAAUUACUUACCUUCCAAACAGGAAUGUUGAGAGUGUGAGUGUUGGAGAAGAGUGAAUGCUGGACUUGGUCCUGUUUUGUUGGCAGG